Messenger RNA from Pistacia vera, 984 nucleotides. Its product is annotated as serine/arginine-rich SC35-like splicing factor SCL28. The record is from RefSeq and is a predicted model, not a curated record. Gene Ontology annotation, biological process: spermatogenesis; sperm DNA condensation. The transcript has 7 exons. Gene Ontology annotation, molecular function: RNA binding; DNA binding. Gene Ontology annotation, cellular component: nucleosome; nucleus. The coding region runs from base 113 to 841 and encodes 242 amino acids. Lineage: Eukaryota; Viridiplantae; Streptophyta; Magnoliopsida; Sapindales; Anacardiaceae.
CCCGCUUUAUUGUACUUCUCUCUCCCUCCAAAAUUUCGAAAAUUCCCUGGCUCUCUCUCAGUUAGGGUUAGGGUUUUUAAAUUGUGUUGUUUCUUCCCAAAUUGAAGGGGUUAUGGCUAGGUAUAGGAGUCGUAGCCGUAGCUACAGCCCUCGCCACCGUAGCAGGAGCCCCCGUGUACGUGGCAGGAAGCGUUACGACGAUGAGCCCCGCAGGUCUUACGGCGACCGCCGCUCUCCCGGUCCUUCUGGUUUGCUUGUUCGAAACCUCCCUCUCGACGCCAGGCCGGAGGAUCUUAGGAUUCCGUUUGAGAGAUAUGGUCCGGUGAAGGAUGUGUAUCUUCCAAAAAAUUACUACACUGGGGAGCCACGAGGCUUUGGAUUUGUGAAGUUCCGCUAUGGUGAAGAUGCAACUGAAGCAAAGCAACGGUUGAAUCACACACUCAUUGGUGGACGUGAGAUAAAAAUUGUCUUUGCUGAGGAGAAUAGGAAAACUCCUCAAGAGAUGCGUUUGAGUACCCGUGUGAGUGGUCGACAUGGAGGAAGCCAUAGGAGGACACCACCAAGGUCCCCCAGACGCCGAUAUCGUUCUUACUCCGGCUCACCUUCAGCGAGGCAUGGCUCAAGGGAUCAUCGGGAUAGGGAUGAUUAUCGCUCCCCAAGGCGAUCUAGAUCUGUCUCACGGUCCCCUUCUCCACAUGAUGAGAGGGACUACAGGUCAAACCAGAGGUCCCCAAGUCCAAGGGAGAAUGGUCGGAGUUUUCAUGAUGAGAGGAAUUAUGCACCUAGCCCGUCAAUGAGUCCUAGGGGUAAUGGUCGCAGUCCUUCAAGGUCUCGUUCAUGAUUCUACAGUCCUUGCUGAUAGCUGGUCAAGUUUUGUUUCCUCAAGGUGCUGUUCGUGUAGUUGCUGGUUGAAAGAGUACUCCCAAGUAUUAGUUUAGCUAGAUGAAUGUGUUUAAAACUCUAGGAUUAUUGGUAUAUGACUUA